GACUUGCGUGGGCUCUGUUCCAGCUGCUUGGGUAAUUAACCUAAGCACACACAACUAAUGCAACAACUAAUCGAAAUAUAACAACUUGAGAUGAUAAAACAAAAUUUGGGGUCGUUUCACACUGUUGGCCUCACAAUGUCUUGACAGUGUUGGAUUUGAAUUGUUUCCUGUACAAUUUGUAUAUCUAUAUUAUUUUAUUCUUUCCAAUUGUUAUGAAAAGUAGAUGUAAUAUAAAAAACAACAACAAGGCAAUCAACAUUCAUAAUAUGAUGGACGUUGGGUUCGAACAUAUUUCAGCAUCUCUGAACUAAAGCUAUUUCUGUGAGAGGUCAUGACAAACGAGCAUUUGAGUUACUUCCCUUGGAGAGUUUCCCGCUAGAUUCGAAGAUGUUGUGAUAGCGAUGUCUUCUAAACGAUUGAAGCGACUUAAUCUACCAAAGGAAGCACUUGAAAAACUUACACAGCAUAAUAUUGGAUCGUGUCGUGACGUCUUGUCACGAUCGACACUGGAGUUGUUGAAACUGACGGGAUGUGGCUACCUCACAGUUACAGACAUCAUCGACCAGUGCUGCCAGGCUUGCAUACCCCCACCUGUCACGGGGCUUCAACUAUUGCAUGGCCGCAGUGAGAGCAAAUCUGCCUUUCUUCCCACAACUUUAGCCGACCUGGACAAGGUUCUACAUGGGGGGCUGCCAGCAGGAACUAUCACAGAGAUUGCUGGACCUUCAGGCUGUGGGAAGACCCAGUUCAGCAUCAUGUUGAGCGUUCUGUCAGCCAUGUCAGGGGAUACAGACACAUCAGUCAUCUACAUUGACACUGAAGGGGCUUUUAGCGCUGAGAGACUGGUAGAAGUAGCAAGAUCGAAAUUUCCCUCACAUUUUCAAAGCGAGCAUGACAUUGUGGAUGUUGCAAGUCGGGUGCAUGUUGACUCAAUUCAGUCAUGCACCAGCCUGAUGAAAAGGUUGAAAAGUUUGGAGGAAGACAUUAUCACUAAGAAAGUUAAACUGAUCGUGGUGGACUCAAUAGCCUCCCUUGUGCGGAAGGAAUUCAGUACAUCCAUUGGACGGAAUCUGACAGACCGCACCAACUUCCUGUCACAGGAGGCAGCCAUCUUGAAAUAUGUGGCAGAGGUUUUCUCCAUCCCAGUGGUGGUCACUAAUCAAAUUACAACACGGUAUGGCAGACCAGGUGCAGUGCUUGACAGUGAGCAUGAUGGCAGCAGCAGUGUGACAGCCGAGGGAGACGCAGGCUUCGUGACGGCAGCACUAGGCAACACGUGGAGUCACAGUGUGAACACAAGGCUUAUCCUGCAGUACCUGGAAGCUGACCGCAGACAGGUGCUGGUAGCCAAGUCACCUGUUGCACCUUUCACAUCUUUCACCUACACAGUGCAGAAGCAGGGCAUUGUACAGGAAGAUGAUGGUGCUGGCCACUACCAUGGAACAGAUCCCAGCAUGCAACACAUCAGAGUCAGAUCGUCACUUCCCAUACAGAUGUCCCAAGUCUGAAACUGCAUGAUGUGUUGUUCGAACCCUGCACCUGUACACAUCUGCACCUGUACACAUCUGCAAUGAUCAAUUCAAGUAUACUUAUGCCAGGGCUUUUGUGAAGUACCACCUAAUUAGAACGUUGGACAGUGUCUGAAUUCAUUGAAAGCCAUGUCUGCAUAAUACACUGUCAACCCAAGUGACGAAAGUGGUAUAAUAUUAUGGUGUGUGUAAAUAUUGUAUGACAGUGAUUUGAGAAUAAAUAAUUUGUUCCAA
Haliotis rubra (blacklip abalone) is the source of this 1763-nucleotide messenger RNA. RefSeq names its product DNA repair protein RAD51 homolog 2-like. Gene Ontology annotation, biological process: double-strand break repair via homologous recombination. The coding region runs from base 402 to 1508 and encodes 368 amino acids. The record is from RefSeq and is a predicted model, not a curated record. NCBI's taxonomy places the organism in Eukaryota, Metazoa, Mollusca, Gastropoda, Lepetellida, Haliotidae. The transcript is spliced from 11 exons. Gene Ontology annotation, cellular component: Rad51B-Rad51C-Rad51D-XRCC2 complex. Gene Ontology annotation, molecular function: ATP hydrolysis activity; ATP-dependent DNA damage sensor activity; DNA binding.